Molecule: messenger RNA, 364 nt
Organism: Oppiella nova
Lineage: Eukaryota; Metazoa; Arthropoda; Arachnida; Sarcoptiformes; Oppiidae
Source: the annotation of a GenBank genome assembly
UUUCGUUUCACAUUAUAUUCAAGAAAUGGACAAAAGAGACAAUUUAUCGGUUGUUAUCCACAAGAAGGAAGACUUGCGAGUGGAGCAAACAGAAUUGCCAACUGAGCCUGGUCCAUAUGAGGUACAGUUGGCCUCACAUACAGUGGGAAUCUGUGGCUCAGACGUACACUUCUGGAAAGACGGGUGUAUUGACAAGUGGGUCAUUAACGAGCCUAUAGUGACCGGACAUGAAUCCAGCGCUACUGUCAUCAAAGUUGGUCCUAAUGUCAAGAAUCUCAAAGUGGGAGACAGAGUGUCAGUGGAGCCGGGAGUGGGCUGUAUGUCCUGUCAGGUGUGCAAAGACGGCUUCUAUAACUUGUGUCCC